This is a messenger RNA of Helianthus annuus (common sunflower), 573 nucleotides long. RefSeq lists its product as uncharacterized. The record is from RefSeq and is a predicted model, not a curated record. Lineage: Eukaryota; Viridiplantae; Streptophyta; Magnoliopsida; Asterales; Asteraceae. The transcript has 3 exons. The coding region runs from base 147 to 422 and encodes 91 amino acids.
UGGCUAGUUGUUCUCGAGAUGCGCGUCCAUUGGAUGACCUGGAUAGCGUGAUAUUUAAGCUCACAAGUCACAAUUACCUGUCCUCCAUUUGUCCCCAAAUUGCAUCCCUCCAUCUCCGGUAACCGUCCGCCGGCAUUCUUCAACAAAUGUCUUCAUCAACUCUCAAGCGUUGGUUAAGGCCUGAGGUGUACCCUCUGUUUGCUGCUCUUGGUGUUGCUGUUGGAAUCUGUGGGAUGCAAUUGGUUCGUAACAUUAGCGGUAACCCUGAAGUCAGAGUGACUAAGGAAAACAGAGCUGCGGGUGUGCUGGAAAACUUUGCUGAAGGCGAAAGGUACGCUGAGCAUCCGCUGAGGAAGUUUGUUCGCAACAAGAGCCCAGAAAUAAUGCCAGAUAUCAACUCCUUCUUUGCUGACCCAAAAUAAAUAUAUUUCUGGUGUUGUAAAACCAAAACCAGUUGGUCUCAGAUUGCUUUGCAAGAUUAACAUUCAGUUUUCUGGCUAAUUCAUGAAGCACUUAUUGUGUUUGGAAAAUAAUUAUGGUCUUUGAUAAUCCAAGUUUGUGUCAUUUUCUUAA